AUGAGAGAAAUCAUACAAGUAAACAUAGGAGAAGCAGGUAUCCGAAUAGGGGACAAUCUUAUUAGAAAGCUUUAUAGUAAUCUCAAAGAGCAGGACAUUUUCUUUGAGAAAUUAAAUGAGUCCAAUAACUAAUAUGGUAAUAAGGAUAUUUAGAGGCUUUAUCAGGAAUCAAUGACUAAUGGAUUGAUAAAGCCGAGAGCAGUAUUUUUUGACCUAGACCCAGAAUCUCAGAACAUUCUAACUAAUAGUAUCUAGGAUAAACUUAUUAACACAGAAAGCACGUACUUUGGUUUGGAAUCUUCUGCCAAUAAUUGUAUAAGAGGAGAAAUUACAAUAGGAAAAGAUAUUUUAGAAAAUUGCAUGGAAAUAAUUUUAAGGCAGGCUGAAUAAUGUGACAAUAUAUAAGGAGUAAUAGUCAAUCACAGUAUUAGUGGGGGUACAGGUUCAGGAUUAGGGGGUAGCCUUAUCUCGAGGAUUUAAAUUGAGCUUGGCAUAAAAGCAUGCAUGAGUAACAUGAUCUUUCCAAGCAAUAAUGCUGUUGAUGAAAUAAUAGUUAGCCCAUACAAUGCUGUCUAUGGAAUGCAUACCUGUAUGGAGUACCUAUCUAUAGGGAAUGUCAUUACAAAUGUGGGUCUAUAAAAUCACUGUAGGUAUAAUAAGAGAAUAGAAAAUCCAGGGAUCCCUGAAAUAAAUGACCUCAUUACUGAUGGCUUAAGUAUCCUUUUUCAGCAUUUAAUGUAAAGAAAUACAAGUGGAAGAGUCUUAGAUUUAUAAGACUUGUGUAACAGUUUGCAGCAGCUUCCAGAUCUCAGAUACAUGACUCCUUCAUUAGUCGUAGACACAUAUAGUAGUCUAAUGUACAGUGAUGAAAAAACUAUUGCAAAUGAACUGACCAAAUCUGCUUUUGAUAAGUCCUAUUAGUUUAAUCAUGGAGCAUAUUCCAAAUUAUAGGAUGCAAUUCCGCAAAGUUUUUAAGUCUCAAGUCAUAUGUAUUCAGGUUAAGCUCAGAUUAGAGAUGUCAUGACUACCUUAAAGUAAAUGACUACAGUAAUACAGUAAAAAAGCGAACCUUAAAUGUACCUAAUGAAUGACAAUUUUUUCGUAUCUAUUUAGGACAGCUUAAUAGCUAGACGUGAUGAAGAGGAAUAUUCAAAAUUAAAGGUAUUUUCUUUAUCUCAGGACUAUGCAAUGGUCAAUGUAUUCUAAGAACUUGCUGAAAAUUUUGAUAAAUUAUAUUCAAAGAGAGCAUUUCUGCAUUGGUAUCUUGGGGAAGGUCCUAGUGAAGGAUUUUUUGGCGAAUCUCGAGAGGAUCUGGCUAACAUUAUACAAAGAUAUGAAGAGAACUAUAAUUAAAAUUAAAAUUCAGUUCAUAUUGAUGAAUGA
Messenger RNA from Stylonychia lemnae, 1383 nucleotides. NCBI's taxonomy places the organism in Eukaryota, Ciliophora, Spirotrichea, Sporadotrichida, Oxytrichidae. The record is from the annotation of a GenBank genome assembly.